AUGGCUUAUCGAAAUACUGGUUUCCAGAGUAUGGGCCAGAGGACAGGUCAAGGUCAUAGACACGAAGUUAUUGAUGUCGAGGAAUUUUUUAAAAAAAAGGAGGAGUUCCAAACCCGCCAAAACCGCAGUGCCACGAUUCACGUUCCUGAAAGUGCACUUGGUCGCAAGUGUACAGCGCUUGAUUGGUUACGUGAUCGUUCCGCCUUCCCGGACAACUACAACUUCCCGGCCCAUUACGGGCGCCCCCAGCCUCAUCCGCCGUCGAGUAAUCAUGAUCCCACCACAGAAGUAGAUCUCAUAUGGCUCUUCUCAAUCUUCAACACCAUUUUUUUCAUGAAUACACUUCCAUCCAACACCGGUGUUUUUCGGCAAGACAGUUCAACAUCCAAUCUUAGGCGUAGGGUUGAUCUCCCCGAAAGAAGAGAUUUAAUUUUUGCUAGCUCCUCCGCUUCCGCUUUUGUCGACAAUUUUAAAGCCGGAUUUGAGAGGAGGGUCGAUCAUCAGUUUUUACCUCCCACGAUCCGCGUCCCUUCUAGCCACAUUGAUCUCUCGGGUACCGAACAGGUGGUUCCUUGGGAGGAUCAAGUUGGUAGUCUCUUGGGGUCAAUGAUCGAUCUCUUUAUACGAUACUACAGUUGUAGAAAGAAUGGAUGCUGGAACGAUAAAUACACUCAUGGUCAAAUGCACAGAGGAGAAGUGUAG
This is a messenger RNA of Botrytis porri, 702 nucleotides long. RefSeq lists its product as uncharacterized. Bases 1 to 702 code for a protein of 233 amino acids. The transcript is spliced from 2 exons. The record is from RefSeq and is a predicted model, not a curated record. Lineage: Eukaryota; Fungi; Ascomycota; Leotiomycetes; Helotiales; Sclerotiniaceae.